AUGGAACAGAAUCUAAAGUCACAACGCGUCACUUUUACUGAAUCAGAAAAAAUCAAACUAUCUUCAUCAAACAAAGUUCACAACUUCACUUCCAUACUACUGCCACCUGAUGCCAUCUCUUUACUUAACAAAGGAACUAACUUUAUCCCCACUACCACCACCACACCAAGCAUCGCUUCUCUCCAAAAAACUAUGGAAUCUGAAGUCAACGCAGCCCUCUGUUCACUUAUCCGCAGGAAAAACUACAUUACCAAGCUCAAAGCAUCCAAAACUUCCAAAUCACUUCUCCGUUUCCAUCCUUACCACAAGCAGACGCAUCCUCUUCUUUUACUACAUCAAGAACAAUCACGGCCUCACUUCAACCUUCACCUCAUUGACUAUGUUCAUAAUACUGUUUCUCUCACUAGAGAAUUUUUGCAACCUGCUAAAUUGCGUUCUAUCAUUUAUCCUAAAUUAUGUAACACCCACCUACACACCACAUCUUACAUUACAGACGUACAGAACGACAAUGACAUAAUACUUACAGUUUCUGACAAAAACACGGGUUGGGCUCUUGUGCCUACUUCAUGGUUCUCCACCGAGUACAAACCACAUCUCUCUGACUUUUUUACCUACAGACGUAUCAACAACUCUAACUGUAAACAAAGCAUCAGAGACUCCCACACACUACUUGGCCAACUCAAAAAAUGA
Molecule: messenger RNA, 690 nt
Organism: Porites evermanni
Lineage: Eukaryota; Metazoa; Cnidaria; Anthozoa; Scleractinia; Poritidae
Source: the annotation of a GenBank genome assembly